This is a messenger RNA of Macadamia integrifolia, 561 nucleotides long. RefSeq names its product transcription factor MYB1-like. NCBI's taxonomy places the organism in Eukaryota, Viridiplantae, Streptophyta, Magnoliopsida, Proteales, Proteaceae. The annotation marks the transcript as partial. The transcript has 3 exons. The record is from RefSeq and is a predicted model, not a curated record.
AGGAUAUGUGAGAGUCUACCUUCUAUGGCCAUAACUGAGAGAACCCAAACCCAAAGCUACACAACCCUUUAAUGGGGGAUGGUUCUCUUCCUUUAUAUAUGGAACCAAUAGUACUAUAGAUCGAUUACAGAUAGAGAUACAUUAGGAGUAGAGAAGAAAGACUAAAUGGGUAGGAGCCCAUGUUGUGCCAAAGAGGGACUUAACAAAGGAGCUUGGUCAGCUCAUGAGGAUUGGAUACUUACUAGCCACAUCAACACUUAUGGAGAAGGGAAAUGGAGAGACCUCCCUCAAAAAGCUGGUUUGAAGCGAUGUGGGAAGAGUUGCAGGCUCCGAUGGUUGAACUACCUGAGACCAGACAUCAAGAGAGGCAACAUUUCCAAAGAAGAAGAAGAGCUCAUCAUCAGACUUCAUAAGCUACUCGGUAACAGAUGGUCUCUGAUAGCAGGAAGACUACCAGGGCGAACAGAUAAUGAAGUAAAGAACUACUGGAACACCAACCUGAGUAAGAAACUGCAAGGCAAGAUAGCACAAAAUCAACUUAACAAAACUAAAGAUAAGAAC